AUGAUCAAACGUUUGGUGGAAGAUGUGCGAGCCAGGCUGCGUUCUGGAGUGACUAUCAACUCACUGGGGCAGUGUGUUGAGGAGCUUGUCCUCAAUAGCAUCGAUGCCAAAGCAACAUGCGUAGCUAUCAGGGUGGAUUUGGAAGCUUUUAAGAUCCAGGUGGUAGACAACGGCUCCGGGAUGGGGAGAGAGGACUUAAAUGCAAUGGGGAAGCGGUACUUCACCAGCAAGUGCAGCUCACUGGGAGACUUGGAGAACCUGACGUUCUACGGCUUUAGAGGGGAGGCUGUGGCAAGCAUAGCCAACAUGGCCAGCGUAGUGGAAGUUUCAUCUAAGACCAGCAGGACAGCAAAAACAUUUGUGAAACUAUUUCACAAUGGGCAAGCGCUGGAAGUCUGUGAAGCUGAAUUGAGCAGACCAAGUGGUGGAACUACAGUGACCGUGUGUAAUCUGUUCCAUCAGUUACCGGUGAGGAGAAAGUGUAUGGAUCCUGUGUUGGAAUUUGAGAGAGUGAGACAGAAAGUAGAGGCUGUUUCGCUGAUGCAUCCCUCUGUUUCACUUUCUUUAAGGAACGACACUUCUUGUUCUAUGGUGCUUCAGCUCCCUAAGACAAGAGAUGUAUACUCUCGGUUUUGUCAAAUUUAUGGACUGGGCAGAUCGCAGAAGUUACGAGAAAUAAAUCAUAAGUCUGGGGGAUUUGAGCUAGGUGGUUAUAUCAGUAUUGAAGGACAUUACAACAAGAAUAUGCAGUUCUUGUAUGUGAAUAGAAGGCUUGUUUUAAAGACAAGACUACAUAAACUAAUUGAUUUUUUAUUAAGAAAAGAAAGUGUCAUUUGCAAGGCCAAAAGUGGCCCUGUGAGCAGACAGGCUAGUUCAAGUCCUGGUCGCCAUCGGUGUGGCCCAGAGUUGUACGGGAUCUUUAUUCUCAACGUGACUUGUGCGUACAGUGACUAUGAUGUGUGUCUGGAACCUGCAAAGACUCUAAUUGAGUUCCAGAACUGGGAUGUUCUUCUAACUUGCAUAGAGGAAGGAGUGAAAACAUUUUUGAAACGAGAACAUUUAUUUAUUGAACCGUGUAGUGAGGACAUCAGAGAAUUUAAUGAAGAUAAUGACUUUUGUUUGUAUAACGCUCCCGUUCUGAAGCCCUCACUCUCUGACGAGAAGAGCAUCCAAGACAGUUUUAAGAAAGCACGCGAUGAAAUUGUGGAUUCCUAUGAAAUGUGUAACUUGCAAUCAAAAGAUGUCAAAAGGAAAUCCAUGACUGGAAAAAACCCUUCAAAUCUUUUAGAGUCAAAUAAAAAUCUACAGGAAACUGAAAUCGCCCCAAAUCAGAAGAUUGCUGAACCAUCUGAUCCAUGUAGAAACAACAAAGUGGAGAUUCCACUGCCCAGCAAAGAUGACACAGCUUCUGAUUUCAUUAUAUCAAAUAUCUCAGAGCAGGAGCCAAAAGACACUAGGAGUUCCCAAAAAGCGUCUGAUACUCAUCUGAAACCUUCAGAAAGUCUUCGUUCCUCUUUCAGUGGAGGGCCCAGAUCAGAAACAAGAAAAAUAGACAGUUGCGAUGACCUGCAGCAUUGUGCAGAGAAUUACAUAAGAGAUGUGGGAAGCCAGCAAGGCAAAGUAGUGCAGAAAAGCAAUACGGUCCAUGUCUUAAAUAAUGAUGUUAUUCAAUCGCCAUCUGAGAGAGAAGACCCUACUGAAACAGAAAUGAGACCUGAAACUGUCUCUGGAAGCUCAUUGAUGAGACUGUGUAAUGCAAGAAGAGGAGACAGGGAAACAGCUGAAGUGAUAGAUGAUGUUGGAAGAGGGGCUGUUAGUUCAAUACCAUCAAAAUUAUGCUCUACAGGCCUCAUAACAUGUGUUAUGCAAAAUGACCCCCGACAUGAACGUGAACAAACAGAAACAAAUCUUGUAUUGAACAUGCAGUGUAGAGCUGGCCCUGUCAAUGCCAAGGAUAUUUUUGGCCACAAAGUAAAUUUUCCGAUUCAGUCUUUAAAUGCUAAGGAUAUUUCCAGUAAUACAAAUAAGGAAUAUACACCUCCUUACACCAGAGAAGUAUGCAUGGCUGAUGGUAAUGAGUGGUUAGAAGACAAGAUUUUGUCAAAUCAGGUGAGUGAGGAGAUAGUUAUGCCUGUUGCCACCAGUAAAAGACAUUGUGAGACAUCGAAUGUUACACAAUUGCUGCUGGCAACUUCUUCAGGUGUUCCUCACGAUGAAGUUAUAAAAAGCACUAGAAGACAAAUAGCUGUGCCCAGAUCUCAGCCCUCUAAGAAGCUGAGCUUGUGCACACAGCUGGGUUCGUUAGAAAAGUUCAGGAGAUAUUAUGGGAGAGUCAAGUGUACACUGCCAACACCGUUGUCCGAGCGGAGAGAAUUUGGUCUCCCAGUUUUUAAUUCACAAGCUAAUUGUGACUUUUCAAAGAAUGAGAAUGACAAUCACAGUAGCUUGAGCACUUGUGAAACUCCAGCUUUGGAAGAUACAGUUUCUAAUAAUAGUAGCCAAGUUUUUGGUUCUUUGGAAGAGACUUUAUUCUGCAGUGGAGAAACUUCACAGGACAAACGAGCCCUUUGUCAGAGUCCUUUGACAUUGUCUGAUUACUCUCAGGUCAGUAAAAAAAAUACAGGUUGUAAAAGAUCUCCAGGAUCAUUAUCAUCCAAACUGUCCAGAAUGAAAAGUGACCACAAAGAAGUAGAGCAACCUGGUGAACAAUUCCAAACAGAUUCAAGUAGAAAAGAUGACUACUCGUUUGAUCUUACAUCUUCAAAUAAUGAUUUUUUGUACAAUGCUUGUCAAACAUAUAAUUCCUCAGUGGAAAAAAUGAGGGAAUGUAAUUACAGCAUUUCUAAGGGGGAUGCAUGCUGGCAAUCAGACAGUACGAGAGCAGAGUCCGUGAAAAGUACUGUUAGCCCAUCACCACUCAGCAGCAUAGAAGGCGAGUACACAGUCUCUUCAAGCAGUGUUUUAUCAUUACCUGCUAAAAAAGAUUGUGCUAACAUCAUCUGUAAAGAUAAAAGUAUGUUAGAUGAAUCCUCAGAACAAAAUUUGAAAGAUACUGAGGUUCCCCAUAUGACCUUCCCAAGUAACUGGGAAUUCUCUGCAGACAACACAAGCAGAGGCAAUCCCAGGAAUGAUUUGUGGUGUUCUGACUGGCUGCAAGAUUUUGAUGUUUCGUCGGGUAAGACAAUAUACAUCAAUAAAGCAACUGGACUGAGCACCUACAGCACUCCUCCUACUGAAGGAUUUCAGGCUGCCUGCAUUCAAGAUAUAACAACAAUGGCUGUGAAUGUUGUCUCAAAGAAUGGAAUUCAGUUCAAGUGUCAUCCCUUUAGAAGUGAGAUUGUGCUACCCUUCCUUCCUAGACCUCGAAAAGAGAAGACUCUAGCGAGCCGGGAUCUGAGAGAUGCUGAAGGAGUGUCUCUCCAGUCAUUGCUUUCAGAAUGGGAUAAUCCUGUUUUCGUUCCCUGCCCAGAGAUUGCUGUUGAUGUGACCAGCAGUCAGGCUGACAAUCUGGCUGUGAAAAUUCACAAUAUCUUGUAUCCUUAUCGUUUCACCAAAGACAUGGUUCAUUCAAUGCAGGUUCUUCAGCAAGUGGACAAUAAAUUUAUUGCUUGUUUAAUGAACACUAGGAAUGAAAUGGACAAAAAGGCAGAUGGAAACCUCUUGAUUUUGGUGGACCAACAUGCAGCUCAUGAACGGAUCCGCUUGGAGCAGCUUAUUGCAGAUUCCUAUGAGAAGGAAGCUGCAGCAUGUGGCAAGAAGAAAUUACUAUCCUCCUCCAUCUCUCCCCCUUUGGAGAUUGAAGUUACAGAAGAACAGAGAAGAUUUCUACGAUGCUGCUACAAAAAUUUGGAGGACUUGGGUCUUGAAUUAUCAUUUCCUGAGACCAACAGCUCCUUGAUUCUAGUGAGGAAAGUGCCACUGUGUUUUAUAGAAAGAGAAGCCAAUGAAUUACGACGGAAAAGACAACCUGUCACUAAAAGCAUUGUGGAGGAGCUUAUUCAAGAACAAGUUGAGUUAGUGCAGACCACAGGAGGAGGAGCACGAGGGACACUGCCUCUGACGUUUCUGAAGGUGUUAGCUUCCCAGGCCUGUCAUGGAGCUAUUAAGUUUAAUGAGCGUUUGACUUUGGAGGAGAGCUGCAGGCUUAUUGAAGCUUUGUCAUCUUGCCAGCUGCCCUUCCAGUGUGCUCAUGGAAGACCUUCCAUGAUGCCUCUUGCAGACACAGACCAUCUACAGCAGGAAAAGCAGGCUAAACCUAAUUUGGCUAGACUGCGGAAGAUGGUGCGAGCAUGGCACCUAUUUGGAAAAAAAAGACCUUAAUCAAAAAAAAGUUAAGUCUGUAAGCUGCAACCACUAGAAGUGUUGGUACACAACAAUUGUUGUUACACAAUACCUUGUGUGGAGCCAAGUUUCUGAGCCGGUGCGGUCACCAAAGUUCUGCUCCGAGUACUGACCUAAGAAGCAGAGACCAGCCAGGAGAACAUGGCAGGAGGAGCCCACCCUCGUAGCCUGGAGAAGUGUCUUCAACAUUAAGGAAUUACAUUGUAAACCUGCGCCUUAUGUCAGUGCUUGACUAUUGGAGGCAAGAAGUUGCAGCCACUCGCAGUUACUAAAGUGCUUUUUCUCUGCGAGCACAGCAUAAUUCUGCAUAAUAGAGUGGAGACUUUUAAUUAAUGAUGUAUUUUAUAGUGCUUUGAAAAUGGGGAGGUAUUUAUUAAUAAAAUUAACACUAAACUCUU
Molecule: messenger RNA, 4739 nt
Organism: Gymnogyps californianus (California condor)
Lineage: Eukaryota; Metazoa; Chordata; Aves; Accipitriformes; Cathartidae
Gene: MLH3
Product: mutL homolog 3
Exons: 12
Coding region: 1-4320 (1439 amino acids)
Biological process (GO): mismatch repair
Cellular component (GO): mismatch repair complex
Molecular function (GO): ATP binding; ATP-dependent DNA damage sensor activity; ATP hydrolysis activity
Source: RefSeq, a predicted model, not a curated record